AUGGAUACACUUUUGGACGGGCACAGCCACGACGCCGUCCAGCCACCCGACCACGUGGAUGCAGCUGUGGCCGUCGCGCUCUUGUUUGGCGUCGUCGUGCUGCCGCCGCUCGUGGGCGUCCGCACCAUGUACACCAACUGCUGGUUCGUGUUCACGGCCGUCGCGCACGUGGUCGCGUCCGAGUCGGCGCUCGGCAUUGCCACGUCCAUGGGCAUCACCAUUAUGGUGGGCUGGUACUCGCUCCGCGUGUUCGACCGCUACGCCUUCACGGCCGUUCUCAACGGCUGGCUCGGGGUCUGGACCAGCUCGCCCGUGCUCGGCGUCGCAGCGCGUGUCGUGGACUUUGUGCUCCAUCUGCUGGUGCCCAUGCUGCUGGUGUCGUGCUACCUGCCACUCGUUCGCGUGUGGAUGAGCGUGCCUGCGCUAAUAUCGUCGCGACUGUGGAGCCACUUUGUUGUUGGAGGUGGCGUCUUCCCGAAAGCUGAUCACAUCUACCGGUUCUCCCCGCCGCGGUCACAGCACUUUUGGAACGCGGCUUACAAGAUGGAGCUCAUGCUAAACCUGCUCGUCCCUCUCUUCUGCGUGCUGGCGCAUCAGCGGUCUUUCUGGGUGUACGUGGCGACGGCCAUUGCAGGGGCGAUCUUGUUCUGUCUGCAGCUGAUCCGGUCGCUGUCGUUACCAAAGCUGCGGAAGAACGCUAAGACGAUCAUGUGUCGUCUGCUGUCCAGUGGCGGCAUCCGACCGAACGUGGACUUUGUCGUCCGCAACGACUCGUUCUGGCUGGACUGGAUGAGCGAGGGGCUCGUAGCUAUUGGUGAAUCCUACGUCGGUUGUCUGUGGGCGACCAGCGCUGCCUGCACGCUGGACGACAUGGUUGCGAGUCUUCUGACCAUCCCUAUGGAGGGCAGACAGGAGAUGUAUCGGUCCUGGAGUGCUCGUUUCGUCGCACUUGCAGCGCGCUUGUUCAACUACCCACCUUCGUCCAUGGGUCUUGUCGUUGGUGCUGUGUCGGAGCAAUUCGACCUCUGCCCAGAGUUCCGGCAAGCUUACAUGGACCGAUACUUGCACCAAGGCUUCGGGAUGUGGACGCCCGGAACAGCCACGAUUCACGUCGCUCAAUCGAACAAGCUUGCAAACUUGGACCAGCUGCUGGAUAUCCGGGCUGGUCACACCGUCUUGGAUGUCAGUAUCGGAUCAUGGGGCGGAGUGGGCUGCUACCUCGCUCAACAGCACGCCGAUGCUACUGUCGUAUGCGUGCUGUCGACGAUCCAGGAACUCGCGCGCGCGAAGAAAUUCGCCCGCGAGCUGGACGUCUUCAGUCGAAUGGAGUUCGUGCUCACUGAGACACCCGACAAGCUCUUGGCGCUGUUGGACGGAUAUCGUGCGUCCAAGUUCGAUCGCAUCACACUGUGCGGCGUGAUAGAAACGAUACCGGACACGCAGCGGACGCGAUUCCUGCGAGCGCUGAAGCGUGUGCAGACCUCGAACGGCUCGACGCUGCUCGAGCUGAGCGUGUGCACGGCAGCGCACAUGACGACCCACGCCUGGACGAACAAGUACGUGCAUAGUGCGUUCCCGUGCUACGCCAUCACGUUGCCGUGCGUGCGUCGACUGGCUGGGGAGACGGGCUUUACACUGCAAGACACGCUCGGCUACUCGGAGCACUACGAGCGCACGUUCCUCGAGUGGAAUCGCCGCUUCCAAGCGCAAUGGGGGCACGACGCAGCAACGGACGAUCCGACGUCCCCGUUGCAGCCGAUGCCGUCGCUCCCAGAGUCGUUCAAGCGCACGUGGGAGUUCUAUUUGCUGCACUCUGCUGCUUGUUACCGGUCUCGAGCACUCCAAGUGUUCCAGGUCCGAAUGAGCUGA
This is a messenger RNA of Hyaloperonospora brassicae, 1869 nucleotides long. The record is from the annotation of a GenBank genome assembly. Lineage: Eukaryota; Oomycota; Peronosporomycetes; Peronosporales; Peronosporaceae.